Molecule: messenger RNA, 603 nt
Organism: Gongylonema pulchrum
Lineage: Eukaryota; Metazoa; Nematoda; Chromadorea; Rhabditida; Gongylonematidae
Source: the annotation of a GenBank genome assembly
AAUUUGGUGUUCCCUUGUGUUGGCAUAUCAUUUCUAACAAUUCUCGCUUUCUACUUACCAUCACGAAGCGGUGAAAAAGUGACGCUGUGCAUUCUCAUUUUUGUCGCUUUGACUGUCUUCUACUUGCUACUGGUCAGCAUUUUAAAGGAAAUCAUCCCAACAACAAGUGUCAGUUUGCCGUUGAUUGGCAAAUACUUAUUGUUCACGAUGAUUAUGGUCACGCUUAGUGUUUUUGUCACUGUUGUCUCAUUAAAUUUGCAUUUUCGAACUCCAACAACACAUCAUAUGCCGGAUUGGGUGAAACUGGUAUUUCUGAGGAUACUACCGAAAUUACUGUUUAUGAGACGUCCGAUCGACGAUGCUAACAAAUUGUUAAGUAAAGUCGGUGCAAGGCACGGCGAAUUAUGCGAGCAAGUAAAGAUGAAUCGAAAUGAGCCGGAAACGUUUGGCGUUCAGCUAGCCCAAGUGGAGUUCGAUGAACGAAUCCAGCGGCUCUAUCGUUCACCGCACGUUGUCAAGGCGUUCGAGAAUAUUUGCUUUAUCGCUGAAUUAUUGAAGAAAAAAGAUCGAGAUGCUAAAUCCACAUCGACAAAUUUGAAUUAG